This is a messenger RNA of Helobdella robusta, 3312 nucleotides long. RefSeq lists its product as hypothetical. Gene Ontology annotation, biological process: mitotic DNA replication checkpoint signaling; mitotic G2 DNA damage checkpoint signaling; DNA replication initiation. The record is from RefSeq and is a predicted model, not a curated record. NCBI's taxonomy places the organism in Eukaryota, Metazoa, Annelida, Clitellata, Rhynchobdellida, Glossiphoniidae. The transcript has 30 exons. Bases 1 to 3060 code for a protein of 1019 amino acids.
AUGGCUUCAGUGUUGAUGCAUCAGCUAGAGCUAGCACACAUCAAGGCAUAUACAACCAGAGGUAGCAACAAAUCUUUCACGCAUCAGCGUGUGCACUUUCAGGAAAGUCAGAAAAACCGAGUCGAGGAUGAUGGCGAGGACACUUGUGCAGUGGAGGGUGAUGAUGACGUUGGCGGGGAAGUGGAGGAAAUGAUAUUCAAGGGGUUGACAUUUGCGAUAUUCGAAGUCGAUGACGCUGAGGGCCUAGCUAAAAUUAUCAGGGAUUACGGAGGGAAGGUGAUAUCAGAAAAUGCAUGUGAAAUUGCUGACGUGGGCGUCGUGCCUAUGCUGGGCUGUCAGGGGGCAUGCGCUGCUCGAGAAAUUGUUACAGAAGCCUGGGUGAACAUUUGUGUGAGUGACAGUCAGCUGCAUCCAUACAAUAUGUUGGAAGUGUUUCAUCCACUCACCAUCCUUCCACAUGUCACUCCAUUAAACAACUGUGUCAUUACUAUCAGUGGCAUAUUGGACAUCGAGAGAGGAAUCAUCACAGAUGUUAUUACCUUACUUGGAGGAAUAGUGCAGGAUUGUUUUGUUAGAGUGGCCAAGGAGCCCUACCUGGCAUGCACCCACCUCAUUGUCAAUUCCAAUGAAGGUUCCAAGUAUCAGGCUGCCGUCAAAUGGAAUGUGCCUGCUCUUCAUAAGAGUUGGGUGUUUGAAUGCGGUCGCACUGGCAUCAAGGCGCCUGAGGAGCAAUUCAGAAUUUGUAAAUUCAUCGUCGAUGUUACUCAGCAAGAAACCACUGAAACAAAAAUGAAGCCGAAAGGUGGUGGUGGUAGCGCUGCAGAUCCAUCGCCAGUCAUGCAGUGCUUCUCAGGCCCAACUGGGGAAUCGGCAAGGAAGAUUGUUGAAACUGUUUCACACAUUCAUCAACCUGGUCAUAAUGCAUCAACUCAUAAUCAUAAAAACCGCUCCACGCCUAACUCCAACACAAAAUCAAUCGCAAUCCUGAAUAGAAUUGAAAUUAAUCUGUCAAAAAAUCAUAUUGGUAUUGGAUGUGAUGCAAAGGAAAAUGAUAGUUUUCCUGAUUCACCCUUGCAAAACUGCAGGAUAAAGGCCCUCAAAGAAGUGACAAUGAAACAUGCCUCUCCGACAAGUGUCAACAAGGCAGCAAAUGAUGUUGAUACACCAAGCAAAUUCAUCAAUAAUAACUUCCAGCCGAACUUUAACAUACAAGAUCAAUCCCCUGUUCCUGAUGUCAGAAAACAAUUGAGGACCAGUCUGCCUCUAGAGGAAGUGUUUGCAGAGAACAUUGGUCUGGCAAUGAAUAACAUCGCAUCUGGCCAGUCUCACGAUGAAUCAUUCACACAAAGACGGCAAGGUGAUGAUGGGCUUGAAGUUGUUCAAGAGGAAAGCAAGAAACCUUUAGUAGGAGUGAUCAUAUCCGUUGCAAAGAAGUUGAGCAAGAAUCAGGCUGAGUACAACAAAUUGGCAGUGAUGUUGGGAGCGCAGUACAGAUGGAUGUACACUUAUGAGUGCACUCACUUCGUUUUUCAAGGCAAGUUGAAUGAUACAAAUCGAGAGUUUCGAACAGCUAGAGAACAAUGCAAGCAGAUUGUUUCACCCUUCUGGCUUGUUGCAUGCAAUGAGCACCAGUCAAGGCUCGAUGAAUCUUUGUAUCCACACACUCUUCAACACCCUGUACCUCAUAACAUGUUGGUAGGCAGCAGCAAGACGCCCAACAGGAUGCCUGCUAGCCGAGUACUAUAUCCCUACCAAUCGCCAUUAAACAACUCCUUCGCCACUUCCAACCGCCCUUCGCCAUCCAACAAUGGUAUGAACACCCCCACACAGCCUGCCCAACAUUCAACAACGCCUGCUGCCCAAAAUCCAUCAUCUCAUACAAUGAGAGAAGACACACAAACGACCGAACUUCUUGAUGGCUUGAAAAAAAUUAAUGAAGCAUCAAAAUCUGUAAAGAUGAAUAAAGUAAAAUCAUUUGACAAUCAGGAUGGGUCGGUUGACAAUGUUAAGUCUGCUUUGUCGCGAAAUUCCAGUUCUGAUGACAUUGACGUGAAAGGAAGUGGAGUCAAAUCCUCGAAACAGUCGGGCAGUAAACCUCCAGAUAAGUUGAAAGAUGCUCACACGCAGGCCUCACAGGUUGAAGUUGUCUGGGAUGAUCCAUUCGUCAGCAGACCAGGUUCGGAUAUAUUGCCGAAGAAUGGUAUCGAACCGAUUAAAUUGCCCAAUGAAGAGAUGAAUCAAUCAGCUGUCACCGAAACAGAAAAGGAUAAUUUGAGAACUGUUGAACCGGGAAAACGUGCAGAUUUGAAAAAAAUACAACGUGAAUAUGUUUUCAAUUUCAGUGGAUUUAAAGAUCAAGACAAAAGUAGCUUAGUACAAAUUGUUGAAUCUCUGGGAGGCUCGUGUGUUGAUGCAAAUAGUAGCUCUCCAUGCAGCCAUCUCAUCACAAGUACAGCUAAGCGUAGUGAAAAGUUUUUGGUAUGUGUGUCUGUUGGAAAGUGGAUCUUGCAUGAUUCUUACCUGCAUGCCUGUAAACAAUCUCAAUGUUUCGUUGAAGAGGCUCCUUACGAAUGGGGAUCAGACGAAAUUUUGAAAUUAUACCCCGAUUUGAAACCGCAGGAAUUUAAACUGGCUCGUGCUGCUCGCCGGUGGAGGCUAGCACUUCAGGGUUCACCAUCUCAAAAAGAAGGGGCCUUCGAUAGAUGGAAUUGCUUGCUCUUCAUUAACGCUAAUAGAGUCGAUGGGUUUGCUAGACUGCUGCAAGCAGGAGGAGCUCAAGUUUGUGCUAACAAACUGCCUUCAUCGUUAAUAGGGAUUACACAUGCUUUCAUUGAAACUAAAAACUGCCCUGUUAAAGUAGAUUUCAAAACAUUGGUUGAUGAAGGAAUACCGUGCCUGAAGUUCGACUACAUUGUUAACUUUCUAACAGACCACCCACCUCCUCCGUUCCAUCUUUUUUAUGUCCAAGAAGUUGAGCUUCCUACGAGAGCCGAUGACAACAAAAGAAAAAGAUCCAGGCUUGAAAGUCCACAAGAUGUUCCAUUAAAGAAGAAGCAGUAGUUAAUUAAGCUUCCCGUAGAACUUAGCAUUGUUCAUGUUUUUAAAUGUAAAUAAACAUGCCAAGUUUUUAAAUGUAAAUAAACAUGUAAAUUUUUAUAGUGCUAUAUAUUAAUAUUGUGCUUAUUUAUUUAUCAAUAUAUGAUUCAAUGUUCAGAUUGCGUAUUUUGGGUGUGCAUGUCUGGACACAGUUGUGAACAUUUUAUCUCUAUUGAAAUUUUCAAAAGUUGAUAUACUACAUCGGUUAAAACUAAA